Pogoniulus pusillus (Red-fronted tinkerbird) is the source of this 8850-nucleotide messenger RNA. RefSeq names its product ADP ribosylation factor guanine nucleotide exchange factor 2 (gene ARFGEF2). The transcript is spliced from 39 exons. Gene Ontology annotation, biological process: regulation of ARF protein signal transduction. The record is from RefSeq and is a predicted model, not a curated record. Gene Ontology annotation, molecular function: guanyl-nucleotide exchange factor activity. Bases 105 to 5489 code for a protein of 1794 amino acids. NCBI's taxonomy places the organism in Eukaryota, Metazoa, Chordata, Aves, Piciformes, Lybiidae.
UGAGGGCGGCGCGCCUCUUCCGGACGGUGCGGUCGCGGUGUGGCCGCGGGCUCUGAGCGCCGGCCCCGGCGGCCCUUCCCUGCCCCUCGUGGGGCCGCCCAGCCAUGCAGCCCCCGGCCCGCGAGCAGGACGCCCGCACCAAGAGCAUGUUUGUGUCGCGGGCCCUGGAGAAGAUCCUGGCCGAGAAGGAAGCGAAGCGGCCCCCUCACGGCCAGCUGCGGAGAGCCUGCCAGGUGGCUCUGGAUGAAAUAAAAACAGAGCUGGAAAAGCAAAGAGAAGGCACUGCGGCUCCACCAAAAGCAAACUUCAUUGAAGCAGAUAAAUAUUUCCUUCCAUUUGAGCUGGCCUGCCAGUCAAAGUCUCCACGCAUUGUCAGUACCUCACUGGACUGUUUACAGAAACUCAUUGCAUAUGGACAUAUCACUGGCAAUGCUCCAGACAGUGGAGCUCCUGGAAAACGACUGAUUGACCGCAUAGUUGAAACCAUUUGCAAUUGUUUUCAGGGUCCUCAAACAGAUGAAGGAGUACAACUGCAGAUAAUUAAGGCUCUUCUCACUGCAGUAACAUCUCCGUAUAUAGAAAUCCAUGAAGGAACAGUUCUUCAGACUGUUAGAACCUGUUACAACAUCUACCUGGCCAGUAAAAAUCUUAUCAAUCAGACAACUGCCAAAGCUACCCUUACACAGAUGUUAAAUGUCAUUUUUACACGGAUGGAAAAUCAAGCUAUACAAGAAUCCAGAGAAAUAGAAAAAACUAAUCAGCAAAAAUCCCAGUCGCCUGCAAUUCAAGUGGUGCCCAAGUCUCCAAAGCUUGGUCAGUUAAAGCACAGCUAUCAGGAAGGCAAACCCACUGCUCCUGCAAGUGUAGAAUUGACGAACGGGGAGCCUGAGAGGACAGAAAAUGGAGAAGUGAAGUUGGAGCAAGAUCAGACUCAUUCAGCAUCAGAGGAAGGAACUGAUGGAGGAAAAGAAAUGGUUAAAGGCAUCCUGGAAGAUGUGGUUAAGUCAGCUGUGAAAGAGGCUGAAGAAAAGCAAAUAGCAGAAACAGUUAAGACUCUCCCUGCAUCAGAUGCUACAGAUCUGGCUCUUUCUAGCUCUAGUAAUGAAAAUGUACAAACAAAUGGGAUUCCAGAUGAUGGGCAAUCUGUUUCCUCCACUGAUAAUCUGGAAACAGAUGUAUCUGGGCAUCAAGCUGCUGCCAAAUUUUCCCAUGUUCUACAGAAGGAUGCCUUCCUUGUGUUCAGGUCGCUGUGCAAGCUCUCAAUGAAACCACUUGGUGAUGGACCACCCGACCCCAAGUCCCAUGAACUGCGUUCUAAAGUAGUCUCUCUCCAGCUGCUUCUCUCAGUACUGCAGAAUGCUGGUCCAGUUUUCAGGACACAUGAAAUGUUCAUCAAUGCAAUCAAGCAAUAUCUUUGUGUAGCAUUAUCUAAAAAUGGAGUCUCUUCUGUUCCUGAUGUAUUUGAGCUCUCUCUUGCCAUCUUUCUCACACUGCUUUCCAAUUUUAAGACCCAUUUGAAGAUGCAAAUUGAGGUGUUCUUCAAAGAGAUCUUCCUGAAUAUCCUAGAGACUUCUUCAAGCUCCUUUGAACACAAAUGGAUGGUGAUUCAGACUUUAACUAGAAUUUGUGCAGAUGCUCAGUGUGUAGUGGAUAUUUAUGUUAACUAUGACUGUGAUUUAAACGCUGCUAAUAUCUUUGAACGCCUUGUAAAUGAUUUGUCCAAAAUCGCUCAGGGACGAAGUGGGCACGAGUUGGGAAUGACUCCUUUACAGGAACUAAGCCUGAGGAAGAAAGGACUUGAAUGUUUAGUUUCUAUUUUAAAAUGUAUGGUGGAGUGGAGCAAAGACCUUUAUGUGAACCCAAAUCAUCAGGCCAGCCUGGGUUCAUAUAAACCAUCUGAACAGGAAAUGGCUGAAGGUAAAUGCCUGGAGAGUGGAGGAAGACGGAGUAGUGUCAGUUCUUUGGACUCCACUGUGUCUUCAGGAGUUGGAAGUGUUGGUACCCAAACUGCUGUCCAAGAUGAUCCAGAGCAAUUUGAAGUAAUCAAGCAACAAAAGGAAAUAAUUGAACAUGGGAUAGAGCUGUUCAAUAAAAAACCAAAGAGAGGGAUACAGUAUCUACAGGAGCAGGGAAUGCUUGGAGCUACAGCAGAAGACAUUGCACAGUUUCUGCACCAAGAAGAACGUCUCUGUUCUACCCAAGUGGGAGAAUUUCUUGGGGAAAGCAAUAAGUUUAACAAGGAAGUGAUGUAUGCCUAUGUAGACCAGCUUGAUUUCUGUGGAAAAGACUUUGUCUCCGCUCUGCGUAUAUUUCUGGAAGGUUUUCGUCUGCCAGGUGAAGCCCAGAAGAUUGAUAGAUUAAUGGAGAAGUUUGCUGCUAGAUAUAUUGAAUGCAACCAACGGCAAACCCUAUUUGCUAGUGCUGACACUGCCUAUGUUUUGGCAUACUCUAUUAUAAUGCUGACUACAGACUUGCACAGUCCACAGGUAAAAAAUAAAAUGACCAAGGAGCAAUAUAUUAAAAUGAAUCGAGGAAUCAAUGACAGUAAAGACCUGCCAGUAGAGUAUUUGUCCACAAUCUAUGAAGAAAUAGAAGGAAAGAAAAUUGCAAUGAAAGAGACAAAAGAAUAUGCAAUUGCUACAAAAUGUAGCAAACCAAGUGUAGCUAAUGAGAAGCAGCGGAGGUUGUUGUACAACUUGGAGAUGGAGCAGAUGGCUAAAACAGCUAAAGCUCUCAUGGAGGCCGUAAGCCAUGCUAAGGCACCUUUUACUAGUGCCACUCACCUGGAUCAUGUCAGACCCAUGUUCAAACUUGUAUGGACUCCAUUGCUGGCAGCUUACAGCGUGGGCUUACAGAACUGUGACGACACAGAAGUUGCAUCUCUUUGUUUGGAAGGGAUCCGCUGUGCCAUUAGAAUCGCCUGUAUCUUUGGAAUGCAGCUUGAACGAGAUGCUUACGUACAGGCCCUUGCUCGUUUUUCCUUGUUGACUGCCAGUUCCAGCAUUACAGAAAUGAAGCAGAAGAAUAUAGAUACCAUUAAGACACUUAUUACAGUCGCUCACACAGAUGGCAACUAUCUUGGGAACUCCUGGCAUGAGAUCUUGAAAUGUAUUAGCCAGCUGGAACUAGCACAGCUUAUAGGAACUGGAGUGAAAACUCGCUAUUUAUCUGGCUCUGGGCGUGAAAGGGAAGGAAUCAUUAAAGGCUAUGCAUCUGGAGGGGAAGAGUUCAUGGGCCUGGGACUAGGUAACCUCGUUGGCAGUGGGGCUGAUAAACGGCAUAUGGCAAGCAUUCAGGAGUCUGUGGGAGAGACCAGUUCACAGAGCGUAGUGGUGGCAGUGGACAGGAUAUUUACAGGAUCGACUAGGCUGGAUGGAAAUGCAAUAGUUGACUUCGUCCGCUGGCUGUGUGCGGUUUCCAUGGACGAGCUGGCUUCCCCGCACCAUCCGCGCAUGUUCAGCCUGCAGAAGAUAGUGGAGAUCUCAUAUUACAACAUGAAUCGCAUUAGGCUGCAGUGGUCAAGGAUUUGGCACGUGAUUGGAGAUCACUUCAACAAGGUUGGAUGUAACCCUAAUGAAGACGUUGCCAUCUUUGCAGUAGACUCAUUGAGGCAACUAUCAAUGAAAUUUCUUGAGAAGGGAGAGUUGGCCAACUUCCGCUUCCAGAAAGAUUUCUUGAGGCCUUUUGAGCAUAUUAUGAAGAAAAACAGAUCUCCAACUAUUCGGGACAUGGCCAUACGCUGUAUUGCUCAGAUGGUCAACUCUCAGGCUGGUAACAUUCGUUCAGGCUGGAAGAAUAUCUUUGCAGUCUUUCAUCAAGCAGCAUCAGACCACGAUGGGAAUAUUGUGGAGUUAGCCUUUCAAACUACAGCACACAUAGUUACAAAUAUUUUUCAACAGCACUUUCCAGCAGCAAUUGACUCAUUUCAGGAUGCAGUCAAAUGUCUUUCUGAGUUUGCCUGCAACGUUGCAUUUCCAGACACCAGCAUGGAAGCCAUUAGGCUAAUUCGGUAUUGUGCAAAAUACGUUUCAGAAAGACCACAGGUAUUAAGAGAAUACACAAGUGAUGACAUGAAUGUUGCUCCUGGGGACAGAGUAUGGGUCAGAGGAUGGUUUCCCAUUCUCUUUGAACUUUCUUGUAUCAUCAAUCGUUGCAAAUUAGAUGUUCGAACAAGAGGCUUAACAGUGAUGUUUGAAAUAAUGAAGAGUUAUGGCCAUACCUUUGAAAAGCACUGGUGGCAGGAUCUGUUCAGAAUUGUGUUUCGGAUUUUUGAUAACAUGAAACUCCCCGAACAACAAACAGAGAAAUCUGAAUGGAUGACCACUACAUGCAACCAUGCACUUUAUGCAAUCUGUGAUGUAUUUACACAGUUUUAUGAAGCUUUAAAUGAGAUCCUUCUUCCUGAUAUACUUGCACAGUUACACUGGUGUGUAAAACAAGAUAAUGAACAGUUGGCUCGAUCAGGUACAAACUGCCUAGAAAACCUGGUUAUACUAAAUGGACAGAAGUUCAGCCCUGAAGUCUGGGGCCAGACAUGCAAUUGUAUGCUAGAAAUCUUCAAAACCACCAUUCCUCAUGUCUUGCUGACAUGGAGGCCUGCAGGAAUGGAGGAAGACUCACUGGAAAAACACUUGGAUUUAGACUUGGAUCGCCAGUCCUUAAGCAGCAUGGAUAAAAAUGCUUCAGAGAGAGGACAAAGUCAAUUUUCAAAUCCAACAGAUGAGAGCUGGAAAGGUGGUCCUUAUACAAACCAGAAACUAUUUGCUGGCCUCCUUAUAAAGUGUGUGGUGCAGCUGGAAUUGAUACAGACCAUUGACAAUAUAGUGUUCUAUCCAGCAACAAGCAAGAAGGAAGACGCUGAGCACAUGGCUGCAGCUCAGCGAGAUGCAUUGGAUGCAGAUAUCCACAUUGAUACAGAAGACCAGGGAAUGUAUAAAUACAUGUCUUCACAUCAUCUCUUUAAGUUAUUAGAUUGCCUGCAAGAGUCUCAUUCAUUUUCAAAAGCCUUUAAUUCAAAUUAUGAACAGAGAACUGUGUUAUGGAGAGCAGGGUUCAAGGGUAAAUCAAAACCCAAUCUCUUAAAACAAGAGACCAGCAGUUUGGCUUGUUGCUUGAGGAUACUCUUCAGAAUGUAUGUCGAUGAAAACCGCCGAGACUCCUGGGAUGCUAUACAGCAACGACUGCUUAGUGUAUGCAGUGAAGCCCUGGCGUAUUUUAUUACUGUGAACUCAGAAAGCCACAGAGAAGCUUGGACCAAUCUCUUGCUGUUGCUUUUGACAAAAACACUAAAACUCAGUGAUGAAAAGUUUAGAGCACAUGCUUCAACAUAUUAUCCAUACUUGUGUGAAAUCAUGCAGUUUGACCUGAUUCCUGAGCUUCGAGCUGUGCUACGGAAGUUCUUCCUCCGUAUAGGUGUUGUGUUCAAAAUCUGCGUAACUGAGGAGCAGAUACGGACAACUGGGAUGACCUUACCUUCAUGGCAGCCCUAAAUAGGAUUGGUUACUGCAGCUUGUACAGAAAGCUGCAUUCCACAGAUCAAUUCAAGUGGAUGGGAAAGCAUAGGACCCAGGUGUAUCAACACAGCAGCAAGUUACUCUUACCACACUGGCAUCUGGGAAGGAGGGAAAAAACAUCCUGUUCUGUCCAUCCUACAAAACUAUCAGCAAGUUUAUUUAAAUUAUUGCUUACACAGUUAAUACAGUAGCUGUAAAAGUCUCUGUGUUUCAAUGCUAGUCAUCCUUAUGGUCAAGUCUGUCUCUUCCGGUCUCUUAGCAACUGUUCAGUCUUGCAUCCCAGCUAAAUCUGAUCAAGCAGCUGGAUUCCUCAAUAGGAAUUUUGCCCCGUAAAAAUGAAUCUAGUUGUAUAGCCUUGUGAUGUUAGGACGUGUUCAUAAUAAACUACACUGCAGUGGCUGAUGGGCACUGAAGAUCAUUCUGGGUUUUUCUUUGUGUGUACAUGACUAGACCAGGCAGUGUGUUAUGGUUUUCGAAGUGGACAGACAACAUGUAGGAUAUUUGGGGAAAGGGUUUUCCUUUUGUUUUAGAAAGUCAUUUUAAAAACUUUUUAAUAUUUUCCAUCUUCUGUGACCUGUUUUAUGGAAGGUUUUACAUCAGGAGCACAUAGUAGCAGCUGUUCUAUUUAGCUUGUCAGUCUUGGGUUAGAUAUUAAAAAAAAAACCAAACAACAAAACAAAGACUUUUAAACUUUCCAGUGACUUGCAUACAGUGCCAGAUCACAGUAAUACUGAAAACAAGGGUCAGAAUAAACCCACCUUUUUUGCCCUUGGGUAUUAUGUAUUUAGUAGUAAUUGUAUCAGUUUAGUAAAAAGUCCUGUCCUUAAUAUAUAUAUGAAAUUCUGUCUUACUACAGAUCUGCAACUUCUGAUUUAUCCUUCUGUGCAAAUGAUUUUAUCCUUAACUAUUAAUUCCUGUUGUGACCUAAAACAGAAAAAAAAGCUUUUAAAUAAAUUCCUCAAAACUGCUCUAGCAAAACUUUAAAACAAUUUCACUCAUGUACUAUAUGAAUUACCUUCAAAGUAUGAAGAUGUAUUGGUAUCUGUGAGGCAAAUAUGACUUAGCACUGCAGCUUUGCCUGCCCUGGAGACUUCUCUUUAUUUGAAAUGCAUGAGUUUUCUGACAGCAAUUUCCACGAUAGAACUGCAGGACUGAGAUCUGACUUUUGAAAUAGUUUUCAUUUGGGGGUUUAAGACUUUUCUAGCCUAGAAGAGUGUGGUGGGAUGGGAGGAGAGGUUCUGCUUUCUACAUCAGUAUAAACAAAGGUGGUGUAUAAACUGGUGUGCUAGCCAUAGCAGCACACCUAAAAUAUAACAGUAUUUUAAAAACACAAGAAACUGAACAACCUACUUGAAUGGUAUGAACUGUUCAACCUGUUAUUUUGCUUUUUGAGUUUCCUGUUAGGGCAGCCUUAGGUGAGGUUGUCUUGGGAUAUUCCAUUCUCAGAGCUGUUGAGACUUUUUUGUGAGCUGUUUCCAAAGGGUUCAUAUGGUGCUGUACAGUAAUCUGGCUUGUUCUACACGAGUGUUGUUGGGGAAUGGGCUGGCAGGUAUUAGGAGUGAUAAGGCUUUCAUAUUUUUAUUUUUAACCAAAGAAAAAUACAUGGUGGUUGUGGCUCUUUACCUUAAAUGCCCAUUACAUGAAAUCCACACACUAAUACUUGGCAGAAAGGAAUAUAUGGCUACAUUUUUACAAUAGGAGAAGAAUGAAGAAUAAGCAAUGCCAGUAUUUAACUUGCUGCAUUUGCAAUGUCCUUUUUGUGUUCCAUUUAUUAUAGCUGUUCAUUCCCUGGUAAUGUCACCUCCUCAGUUGCAGUAAAAAUGAAAUAUUUAUUUUUAAUUCUAUUUAAAUAAUGUAUAAGAAUAGGCUAUUCCUUUUCUCCCAGUCCUAAAGAACCUAUGAAACUUUAUUUUUUCAUACUUUGAAUGUCACUGCCUUGUUGAAUGUAUCCCCAUUCUCUCCUGUCAAAACACAAACUGCUCUAAGUUGCAUGCUUCUUCUGUACUUUACACUUUGAAAGCCUUACAACUCCUGUCUUGAAACAAGUCUCCUAAUUUUCAGAUCUUACAUUAUUUUACAUUUUCACUGUGGGUUUUCUUUGAUGUGCAACAUUUGUACUAUCUCUGCAUACAGAUUAAGGGUGUUAAUCAAUGUGUUCCUUCAGCCUUAGGUCUGAGACUGUUCUUUUAGUAGAGAUUUUUAAUUGUAUUUAUGCCAUUUAUAAACUGCUGAAAUUAGGUAUGUGACAUCAACACAUCCUAGACUAUAGUGCAUGAAGGAGAAGGGGGACUGGAAUGCAAUUGGACUAUAACAGCCUUAAUCCUGUCACUUUUUUGGAGCUGAUUGUACAUGCUGAAGCAAUAAGAAUGGUAUGUUAAGUAAAAUAUUCACAUCAGCUGUUUGGUUUCCCGUAUAGCAUCAGGAAGAUCAUAACCCAUAGUCAUCUCAAUGAAGUUAAAAACGCUGAGCCCAAACUCCUGCAGUAAUCACUGCUAGUUUUGAUCUUGUCCUGACGGCUGGCACAGGCUUUACCUGCCCGUGGUGGUUUUGUUGACUCUAGCUGGACUGUGAAUGAAGACAAGGUUUUGUGUCAGCCUAUCGAGAUGUCUGUGCAAUACAUGAAGAAAGAAGAAAUAACCUCUUAGACUUUCAAAGUAGUGUUAUGCAACAAAUUAAACUAUAAAUGGAUUUACCUAUAAUGGUAUACAUAUGGAGACUGCAUGGUAUUAGUUAUUACUACUUAUUUUGGAACCCUCUAGGAAAUAUUUAGGCAGGGGGGAGGAUGCUAAUGAGGAAAACAUAAGAAGCCCUUUCAUGUUCACUGUCUUGCAGCACAAAAAGUUAUUUUUAGAGUGGUUUGUUAUCAAAGUCUCAUUAUCUCACUUAUCAAACUCUAAACCAAACAGUCUAAACCAAUGUCCUCUCAUACAUGCAAACAGCCCCCGAAUUAUAGCUCAGUCUUACUGUUAAGGAAGAUUAAAAAUAGUAACUUCUAGUCCAAAUUAGAACUAAGCUUUGUUGGUCAGAACUGUAGUAUGUAAAUUGACUUUUUUUGGCACUUUUAAUGUUAUUUCUGUGUAAAAUAUGUUUUCACAUAUUUAAAAUGCCUAAUUUUUUGUUUUUAAGAUCUCCAUAUUAAGUGCAUUUACUACCAAUAAUUUAAACGAGAGCAUUCCUUGCCCCAACGGAUGUAUACAUUUUUAAGACUACCAAAAUAUUAUAUAAUAUGAAAAAAAAAAAACUGUAAAGUUUUCUACAUGCAAAUACUCUGUAUGAUACUGUUACGAUAGUCCAUGCUUUAAUCAAGUGGUCAAUCAAUAAAGUUUUAACAAGUGUU